This is a messenger RNA of Zygotorulaspora mrakii, 942 nucleotides long. RefSeq names its product putative pyridoxal kinase BUD16 (gene BUD16). The coding region runs from base 1 to 942 and encodes 313 amino acids. The record is from RefSeq and is a predicted model, not a curated record. Gene Ontology annotation, cellular component: cytosol. Gene Ontology annotation, biological process: pyridoxal 5'-phosphate salvage. NCBI's taxonomy places the organism in Eukaryota, Fungi, Ascomycota, Saccharomycetes, Saccharomycetales, Saccharomycetaceae. Gene Ontology annotation, molecular function: pyridoxal kinase activity. The transcript has a single exon.
AUGCCAAGAUUAUUAGCCACUCAAUCGCAUGUCGUUCACGGCUAUGUAGGCAAUAAAGCUGCUACUUUUCCGCUACAAUGCUUAGGCUGGGACGUGGAUUGUUGCAAUAGUGUACAAUUUUCCAAUCAUACUGGAUAUGGGAUGGAUAAAGUAUUUGGUAAUGUAACAGAAAAAAAUGACUUGGAUCAGCUUUUAUGCGGCGUACUGGGCAACUUUCCGCAUGAAUACGAUGCACUACUGUCCGGCUAUCUGCCCAAUAAAAGUUCUGUACAAUGCAUGGGCCAACAUUACAGAAGAUACAGAAAUGCAAAUCCGCAAAGCAUAUGGCUCAUGGACCCCGUCAUGGGCGAUGAGGGCCAAUUAUAUGUCAAUGAAGAUGUCAUACCGGAGUACAAGAAGCUGGCUCUGAGUCCGUCUUGUCUGGUGGAUAUCAUAACGCCGAAUCAAUUUGAGUUGGAAAUAUUGAACGGAGAGAAUAUUGGAAAUUCUGAGCAAAUGAAAAGUGCAUUAUUGAAACUUCAUGCUACUAUCCCGGUAAUCGUAGUAACUUCAUGUGACUUUAAAAUGUUUAAUGAUCCUGAACAUGUUUACAUUGUAACAUCAAUGAGAGGUGAGAAGCCUAUACUUCUGCGUGUACCAUUGAUCAAAUCAUAUUUUACCGGAGUAGGGGAUUUAUUUUCAGCAUUGCUUCUGGAUAGAAUUUAUAAACUAUUUUCGUCAAACGAUUCAAGUGUUCGCUUGGAAGACCAAGUUAAUGACGUACUCAAUGUUAUACAAAAAGUUCUGAAGAAAACCCUUUCAUAUGCUCCUAAGCUUAAAACAGCUAAGAUGGGGUCUGCCUCGGAUAUGAAGGAUAUGGAAUUGAGAAUAAUUGAGUCAAGAGAUCUCUACGAAGGCGAUGGAUCAACAUCCAGGAAGAAUUUUAUUUAUAGAAAGCUGUAA